AUGGCUGACCGUGAUGCAUUCAUAAGAGAACAGCUUAAGCUCGCGGAAAAGCUUUGGGAGCAGCAGAAGGGUACAGAUAUGCAAGAGUCGCAGGUGCCCCAAGGAUCCUCAGAGGUGGGAGAUGUGGAAGAUUUGGAGGAGUCACAAGCGUUCUCUCAGGUGGCUUCAUCUCAACCUGCAGAAAAGAUUCGUCCCGCGAAAUAUACCCGAUUGGAUUUCCCAACCUCUAACAGUGAUGGCGAGACCGAAACCCCUACAAAAGCACCUCGGAGAUGGGCAGUCACACCUGUUGAACAGGAUUUGACAGGUAACGAGCCCGAAUUAGCACCAAAGAAGAAACAUGGGGGCUACAAAGAUCGUGCGGGAAUGGCACGUCGGAUGCGUGUGGACCCCACAGAUGCGACCGCUAUCAGGGAGCAUCGUGACUUUCUUAAGGUUUUGUGUUCCAGGCGUAACCAACCCCUUAACAAGCGCUUUGAUAAUUUUCAUUCAGGAAUUCUUUACAAACUCAUCAAAGUGGUAACACCUGAGAUGCAGGCGCAGUAUGGUGACUAUUGGAGGCAAUCAUUAACCAAAGAUUUGAUGCACGCAAUAUGCUUGGAUAAAGUACGGAAUGAAAAGGCCAGACAUCGCGCUCUGCAGAAAAAAAAUGCUCACCCCCCAACUUUGAGUACUACUACUAGCAGCGGUAGGAGGGGUCGUCGAGUAGUUGAGGAUCUGUCGGAUGAGGAUACACAGGGACCUGUGCAUAGGUCAAAGGCUCCCGGGACGAUUCCUAAGAGUGCCAAUCUAGCUGUUCCACACCUCGAUAAAAUGGAGUCCACAACGCGUCCCUCAAUACGCAAUCGGAAUAAUCUUAUUGUAGCACCGACACCACGAGGUGUAAAAGAUCGCGUGGCUCUUAGUGAACAGCCAAAACCGAUUACGGAUAGUUCGGCAGUUAUGCCAAUUAGUCCUAUACUAGGGGGCAUGUCAAGUCAAUAUGACAGAAUAGAUCGAACAGAUACACCCGAGAUACCAGAUAGUUAUCCCCAGGAAUCAUACGGACAUCAAUCGAAGCCUGAAGAUAAAGAGAUGGUAUCUCAGCAGUUUCCCAUCUAUAUUGCUGGGCAUCAGCCUAUCAAACUCCUGUUAACUACCGACUUUGAGGGUUUCAAGAAAGCCGUUUCCAAGGUUCUUCCUUGGGGUGAUGACACUAUUGCGUUAUACCGACCGGCUAUUGGACAAAGGAAAAGUCUUGUGUGGAGAGCUAUAUCUUUGGCAGAGGAAUACGGAAUGCUCCUUGACAUAUGCGGGAAAGGAGGUGUACUUGUUAAACUAGCGGAUGAUACAUGGUUUCAAUCUGAUACCGAGGACACGGACGAGUUACCAGUAAACCCACAGUUGUGGCGCGAUGAUAUGGAAAAGGGACAGAAAAAAAAGACAAAGUCAAUCCCCGGUACAUUACGCUUGGACAAACCCCCGGCCAUCAAGACACCUGUCAAUAAGCCUCGGAAGAAGACAGUAACAGCUGUGAGAAAUGAGUCUCACUCUCAGGUAUCAAAUUCUCUCCCGGACCUUGAGGACCUCAUUGGAGCCAGUACUCAACCCAUACCAGGAAGAUUUGCACGAAAACGCAAAACCAACACGCCGCAAGUUGUUUUAAACGCAUCAGAGGAGCCAAUAAAGCGCAGACCUGGGCGUCCCAGGAAGAAUCCACUCCCGAGCUCUGCAUCCGUAACUGAGCCAAUGUCCGCUACACAAUCUGAGGCGUCGAUAUCUCCCAACUCAGACAUAUCUACACAGAAGAUCACAAGAGCAGGGAGGGCUGUUAAACCCAGCGGGAAAGCAUCAGAAACUGCCGCUAUCCAAGCUGAGAAAGAACAGCUCUAA
Messenger RNA from Morchella sextelata, 1872 nucleotides. RefSeq lists its product as uncharacterized. The record is from RefSeq and is a predicted model, not a curated record. The transcript is spliced from 6 exons. The coding region runs from base 1 to 1872 and encodes 623 amino acids. NCBI's taxonomy places the organism in Eukaryota, Fungi, Ascomycota, Pezizomycetes, Pezizales, Morchellaceae.